AAAAAAAAAAAAAAAAAAAAACGGAAAUGGCUUUUAUGUUAAAAGAUUCUCCCGAAUGUACUAAAUCAGAAUUAGAACUUUUUCACAUACCUGGAACUCAGACUGUCAUUCAAAAUGGGCAAUGGAUUCAGUUUCAUCCACUUUCGAAUGUAUUUGAUGGAGGACCUGUUGAAUUCCUUGUUUCCGGUAGUGGAGAGGAGUAUAUGGACUUGUCCCAAACACUUCUUUAUGUAAAAGCUAAAAUAAUAAAAACGGAUGGAAAACCUACAGUAGCAGAUUCAAAGAUUGGUCCCGUCAAUCUUUUCCUUCACUCGCUGUUUUCUCAAGUGGACGUCACUCUAAACGAUCGAUUAAUCUCUUCUUCGAGCAAUACGUAUCCAUAUAGAGCUUAUAUAGAAACUCUAUUAAAUCAUGGGUUUGACAGUAAAACUUCGCAACUUACAUGCGAAAUGUUCUACAAAGAUACAUUUAGUAAAAUAUUUACAGAUAACGAAGGUUGGAUUAAGCGUUCCGAAUUUUUUAAAUUAAGUAAUACAAUAGAUAUGAUAGGGGGCAUUCACUGCGAUUUGUUUCAUCAAGAUAGACUAAUGUUGAACCUUGUAGAUUUGAAACUAAAACUUAUACGGAGUAAACCCGAAUUUUGUUUACAUGGUAACGAAGGACACAAAGUGGUAUUGGAUCAUGUUUCCCUUUUCGUUCGAAAAGUUCGCGUCAGUCCAGGUAUUACUCUCGGACAUGCCAAAGCUUUAGAAAAAGCGACAGCAAAAUACCCCAUUAACAGAGUGUUGUGCAAAGUAUAUUCUGUACCGCAAGGCAGCAUGUCUAUCGUACAAGAUAACGUCUUCGUCGGGCAGAUGCCAAAACGGGUGAUUGUUGGAUGCGUAGAUAAUGAUGCUUUUCACGGAACUUAUAAGAAAUCACCUUUCGAACCUGUGCCUUACAAUCCUCUCGAGCCGAAUUUUGAUGAAAAUAAUUAUAUUCGAGCUUACCAAAGCUUAUUUCUCGGAAGAGAGAAAGUGAGUCAAGAUCAUCAUGGUAUUUUUAUAUCGAGAGACGAUUAUCCCUUAGGUUAUACAUUAUAUGCCUUUGAUUUGUCGCCUGACUUAUGUGAUGGAGAGCACAUGAAUCUAAUAAAACACAGCAAUUUACGUCUAGAAAUGAAAUUUAGAGCACCACUAUCACAAACAAUAUCUGUUAUAGUGUACAGCGAGUUUGAAAAUAUAAUCGAGAUUAAUAAAUCCAGAACUGUUAUUUACGACUUUGCAAAUUAAGAUGUACGCCCUUCAGCUUCAUCACAUAUUGUCUCAAGACAUGGACACUGCUCCGUACUUCCAAGGAGUAUUUCCUUCUGACAUGAUACCUAUGCCUGGAAAACGAUCUGCUAUGGUAAUAAAUGUAUCACCCUCUACAGAAAAUGGAACGCAUUGGCUUGCCCUGUUUAUAGAAGAUAAAGCCUUGGAAUUUUUCGAUUCUUACGGAGAGCCUCCGGAGUUUUAUGGAAAAAACAUCGAGAAUUUUGUGUCACAUUUUCGUGUAACUCAUUAUAAUAAAAUUCGAUUUCAAAGUUUAACAUCUAAUGUAUGUGGACAAUACUGCAUUUAUUUUUUAUUAAAAAGAUGCCAGGGCAAAUCUAUGUAUGAUAUUUUAUAUAAUCUUUCUUUGUGUAAAAGCAAUGAUUUUAGAAUAUACCAAUUUGUUAAAAAGAAAUAUGGUCUUAGAAUGACAUUUAAAAAAUAAAGGUUAGAUUUUGAUUUGGAAA
Stegodyphus dumicola is the source of this 1759-nucleotide messenger RNA. RefSeq lists its product as uncharacterized. The record is from RefSeq and is a predicted model, not a curated record. NCBI's taxonomy places the organism in Eukaryota, Metazoa, Arthropoda, Arachnida, Araneae, Eresidae.